Prunus avium (sweet cherry) is the source of this 1794-nucleotide messenger RNA. RefSeq names its product tryptophan biosynthesis 1. Gene Ontology annotation, biological process: L-tryptophan biosynthetic process. NCBI's taxonomy places the organism in Eukaryota, Viridiplantae, Streptophyta, Magnoliopsida, Rosales, Rosaceae. Gene Ontology annotation, cellular component: cytosol. The record is from RefSeq and is a predicted model, not a curated record. Gene Ontology annotation, molecular function: anthranilate phosphoribosyltransferase activity.
CCGCAAAAAAAGUUUUAACAAUCGGAGCCAAACAAAAGACGUUUUAACAAUCUGGGAUUGUGCAUAAAACCGCCCAGGUUUCCGUGGAAUAGCUCCAAUUUCCAAAGACUGAGUUGGUGAAAAUCUUCAAAGCUCCCAAAUUUCUCUGAAACUUGACUUGGGCAAUGAGCUUUUCGUCUUAGAAAUCUGAUAUUAGACAGUUUGGGUUGAGAAGCGAUUUUUUUAGUUCCAAUCGUUUACAGGUUUCCACCAUGGCAGUGUCAACGCAACUCCAAUCUCUGACCAGUCUUGCUUCAUUGACUAACCGCACUAAGCUCAAGUUUCUAAGCAGCAGCUGCAUACCUUUAGCUCCCAACAUAAAGCAAAGAAGCUCAGCUGUUCGAGUUUGUGCUCUGCUCUCUGCUUCGCCCAUUGUUUCUGAGAGAUCAAAGCCACCAAUAGCUUCUUUCAAUGAGUUGAUCGAGUCGUUAAUUGAUCGCGUGGAUUUAUCAGAGGCGGAGGCUGAAGCUUCAUUGGAAUUUUUGCUGCGAGAUGCUAAUGAGGCUUUGAUAAGUGCUUUCCUUGUAUUAUUGAGAGCCAAAGGAGAGACUUAUGGAGAAAUUGUGGGAUUGGCAAAGGGGAUGAUGAAGCACAGCUUGAAUAUAGAAGGCAUAGAUGAUGCAGUUGACAUUGUUGGAACUGGUGGUGAUGGGGCAAACACUGUAAACAUUUCAACAGGGGCUGCAAUACUUGCUGCAGCUAGCGGUGCAAAAGUUGCAAAGCAAGGAAGUCGUUCCAGUUCCUCUGCAUGUGGAAGUGCUGAUGUAUUAGAAGCUUUGGGAAUAAUAAUUGACUUGGACCCUGAGGGGGUAACUAGAUGUGUGAAUGAAGCAGGCAUUGGAUUUAUGAUGGCACCCAAGUAUCAUCCAGCAAUGAAUGUUGUCCGCCCUGUUAGAAAAAAGCUGAAAGUAAAGACUGUAUUUAAUAUAUUGGGACCCCUGUUGAAUCCAGCAAGAGUACCUUUUGCUGUUGUUGGUGUAUACAAGGAUGAGCUCGUCUUGAAGAUGGCUAAAGCGUUGCAAAGCUUUGGAAUGAAGAGAGCGUUAGUUGUUCACUCAGAGGGCUUGGACGAAAUGAGUCCACUUGGACCUGGGCAUAUCCUUGAUGUGACUCCUAAUAAAAUUGAGGAGUUCUCCUUUGAUCCAUUGGAUUUUGGAAUUCCUCGUUGCACCCUAGAUGACUUGCGAGGUGGAGGCCCUGAGUAUAAUGCUGAGGCACUAAAGCGUGUAUUGUCUGGGGAGAAAGGUUCCAUUGCAGAUGCAUUUAUCUUAAAUGCUGCAGCAGCUCUCUUUGUCAGCGGUCGGGUGAACACCUUGGCCGAAGGAGUUUCGUUGGCUCGUGAAACACAAAUUUCAGGGAAGGCUAUCAGGACCCUUGAUCAAUGGGUAGAUAUAUCCAAUACAAUGAAGAAAGAUACAAUUGUUUAUUAAGGAUGCCUCAGAUAUCAGUUUUGAACUCAUCAUGAUCGAGAGCCGUUGUAGAGUCUACACAUUUGAAAGAACAUAAUAAGGCAAACGGAUCUUUUUGUAAUUUACUGUCCAAUGCAAUGUAUUAGAUCAUCCCUUAAGAGGGCAGAAAGAUGUUUGCAAGAAAAAAGGGUAAGGGUAGAAAGGUGAAAUUUUGGAAUUCAUGUAAUUUUCAGGAAAAAUAAAUAGACUCGGAAAGAAUUCCAACAUUUCUCUUCCUCUGUCAACUUCAAAGUCAAGUGUACUAUUUGCUUAUGUGAAACAAUGGAAGCAUACUAAGUUUCAAAAA